Messenger RNA from Uloborus diversus, 1006 nucleotides. Its product is annotated as doublesex- and mab-3-related transcription factor 2-like. The transcript is spliced from 4 exons. Lineage: Eukaryota; Metazoa; Arthropoda; Arachnida; Araneae; Uloboridae. The record is from RefSeq and is a predicted model, not a curated record. Gene Ontology annotation, biological process: regulation of transcription by RNA polymerase II; sex differentiation. Gene Ontology annotation, molecular function: DNA-binding transcription factor activity, RNA polymerase II-specific; RNA polymerase II cis-regulatory region sequence-specific DNA binding. Gene Ontology annotation, cellular component: nucleus. The coding region runs from base 127 to 876 and encodes 249 amino acids.
GCCUUGUUCGCUGGGCUCGAAAUAUCCCCACACAAAUAUUCAUAUCCUCGUCGAUUACCCCUCAAAAUCGAAUGCGCGAAUUAGGAAAUAUUUUCUAAGAGGAAUUAAUGCAAGAAAAUAACAUUAAUGGACACGCUGGAAAACAGCGAAGAAAGCAGCAGAAGUAGGCGGCAAUUACGGAAACCAAAAUGUGCUCGUUGCAAAAACCAUGGUGUUGUUUCUUGCCUGAAAGGACAUAAGCGUCUAUGCCGUUGGAGGGAAUGUCGUUGUCGCAGUUGUCUCUUGGUGGUUGAGCGACAACGAAUUAUGGCAGCUCAGGUAGCCUUACGAAGAUAUGGCUCAUCAGGGAUGAAGAAUGACGUUAUGCAAAAUAAAGCCCAAUACGUACUGGAACAAAAGAAAAAGUAUCAAAGACAACUGAGAUUGUUAAAUAGAAGUGUUAUAUUUAGAGAAGCUGCUGGAAGACAGAACUACGAUGGAGUUACAUCCCCCUUCAUUCUUCCUAUUACCUGCGAUCGUUUACGGAAACGGAAGUGCUUUGCAGACAAAGAAUUGGAUGCCUUAUUGUCACCAUCUUAUUACUAUCAAAGAAUAUUUCCUUAUUCUGCAGAAGACAUUAUGCUCCCUAAUUUAUCCAUGUUGCAAAUUGAUGUGGAUAAAAGGCGAUCCAUUGAUUUUUAUGAAUCAAGAGACAUCAACUUUCUAAAGGGAUCAGGAAGUAUAUUUAAUCAUCUUAUUCCUAAAUUGACAGGAGCAGCAAUCGAAAAAUCUACUGAAGCAAGAAAGGAAGAAAAAUUGCCUUAUAAAGAAAAAAAUAUGAUUAAUAAGCAGAACUACAUAUCAUUUUCCGUAGAAUCUAUUAUAGGAAAAAAAUAAAUCCCAAUACAUGUUAUUGUGAUGGAGAAAAUUUUAUGCUUUUGUAAUGCAUAAAGUCUUAUUGUACAUUGUAAAAAUAUAAGUAUUUUGCAACAUAUUGUAAGAAACAAUUGAUGCUUUCAUUAUUAAA